AUGAGCUCCACGAGACCCUUUUUACGGAGCCAGAACUCCCCGAAUAGCGCCUCAGGCCCGGCAGCAGCGCCACCAGCAACCCAAGCAGCCAUAGCCGCAGCGCAUGAAAGGGAGGAAGGAAAUCGCGCCUCCUUCUGCGGUCCUUCUGAGGCUUCUUUCCGGUCUGCCCUCUGCCGCAAUCUCCUCGAGGCAGCGCCACGCCGCUGCCUCACGCAGCAGUUCAUGCGCCGUAUGUACACCAGCGCGAGCUACCGGAGCAAGGGGAGCGCUUUAGUGCAGCAGGAGGUCCUGAGUGUGGAAGCUCUGUGUCAGCUAAGCGGCUACCUCCUCGGUAAUGUAUUGCCGUCUCUAAUAUUCCCCGUCUGCUCCUCGGAUACGAGCGCCUCUUGCCCCUUCCUGAAGCCUGGCGCCAGCAGCAACAGCGGCCACCCCGGUAGCAAGCCGUGCGAAUGUACUCUGCUGCUGAAAGAGCAACCGCACGGCUUCCCCUUCAUUGCGGACCGCUUGCGCACUCAGAGGCAGGGCUUGCUGCUGCGAACACGGCAGCAGCAACAACAGCAGAAGCAGCCUCCCCAGCAGCAGCUGACGCCUGCUAUCGAAUGGGCACAGAUCGCCAGAAGCAUCCGCUUUAUGCUCUUCGCGGAGGUAUUUUGGGGCGGCCGUCUGUACCACAACGCCAAAGCAGCACACUGUUUUGGGCGCUGCCACUGCUGCAGCAAAUGCCGUCUGUGCGGACAGCCAGCAGAGCAGCAGCAGCAGUGGCAGGGCGCCUCCCACCAUCUCCGUACUUUUGACCACAGCAGCACUGAUAGUAGUAGUAGUAAUAUUAGUAGUGGUAGUAGUACUAGUGCUAAUACUAGUAGUAUGAACAACGGGGUGCAGGCAGAAGACCUGCAGACAGCUCGGCGAGCGGCUGCCUUCGCACCCAGCCUCAACCGUUUGUUGAUUCGUGCCGCCUUCUCGGCCUUGCUGCAGCAGCUGCAGCGCGCCACCAGCGCUGUAAAGCUGGCGACUCAGCGGCAACGGAAGCGCUCAGUCGAAGGAGGAGGGGGAGGACAGAUACACUUUUCCUUAGUGCUUCAGCACCUGCAAACGGAUGCCGGUACCUUGGAUCAGCUGCUUGCUGCUUUGCUCCUGUAUGAUGCGUUGCUUUCUCCUCUGCAGCAGCAGCAGCAGCAGAUAUUCCUGCUUCAGCGCCUGCUGCUGCUCGUAGGAAGGGAAGGAUGGCAACAGCUACGUCUGUGCCGCUUGUCCGCGCGCCUGAUCUUUGAAGCGGCGGCUGGAAACAUCCUCCGGGUGCUGCGCAUCGCGAAGACUCUUCCCUUUCUCCUGCAAGCUGCGGCCUACCGGCAUAUUGAUGCACUGCGUGCGGCUGCCAUCGCUGCGUGUAUCGCUGCUGCACCAGUUGGGGGGGCUUCUUUGCCCCUCUCGCGCCUCGCUGCCCUCCUCGGCUGCUCCUCCAGCAGCGCCCUGCAGUUUUGCCAUCAGCUGCCGCAGCCGCACCAGACAGGGCCGCAGAAAUACCUGCAAACUCCCAUAACGGCCGUUCGUCUAUUCCGCGGGGGGCAGAUGCAGUUUGUUUCAGCGAGCUCUGAGGCAGCAGCAAAGGCUGACGUCACGCAGCCGCAAGUCCUUGACUUGCAUAAGUUUGCCGGCGCCGCGUACAGCGACGCCUGGCUGCGACUCCAGCCAGCCGAGGAGACAGUAAGGGCGGCCCCUCGCAACCGUAAGCAGCUACGCGAACUAAUGCUGCAGGAUACGCUAGGGCAGCAACACUUGCCGAUAGGUUUUGGUUCUGCUUAG
Molecule: messenger RNA, 1803 nt
Organism: Cyclospora cayetanensis
Lineage: Eukaryota; Apicomplexa; Conoidasida; Eucoccidiorida; Eimeriidae
Exons: 3
Coding region: 1-1803 (600 amino acids)
Source: RefSeq, a predicted model, not a curated record